Messenger RNA from Candoia aspera, 1733 nucleotides. RefSeq names its product transmembrane protein 218 (gene TMEM218). The transcript has 4 exons. The record is from RefSeq and is a predicted model, not a curated record. The coding region runs from base 306 to 656 and encodes 116 amino acids. Lineage: Eukaryota; Metazoa; Chordata; Lepidosauria; Squamata; Candoiidae.
GCCCAGAUCUGAUAGUUCUGCUUCACCUUUUCUUCCCACCCUUUCAACCAUGGUGUUACUAACUUUCUGAUUAACCUAUUUUACAAUGCCUGGGAGAACUUUAUGCAGGCAUGUGAACCAUCUAUGUUACCUAGUGCUUCCUGGAGAAAGGGGAAUAGUAGCACAGCACAUAAGUAAAUGAAGCAACACGGAAGAGUGGCAUCUAUUGGUUUGUUUCCCACCAAGGUUGCCAUGCAGCUUUGAAAGCGGAGGGGUUCUGAUGCAGACCGAAAAAGAAGCUGCAAGACUGUUUAACAGAAAAAAAGAUGACCGGUACAGUACUUGGAGUGGGGCCUGGAGUGUUCAUCUUGGCCCUGGUGUGGGUCUUGGCUUUACUGCUGUGCAUUUUGUUAUCUAGAGCUUCUGGACUUGCUAGGUUUUCAGUCAUUCUGGUUUUCUUUGCUGCUGUGAUCAUCACUUUAACCUUGUUGCUUUUUCCUCGCGCCAGCAAGUUUCCAGCGCCAGCUACAGAAAUUAAGAUUGUAGACACCUUCUUCAUUGGCCGUUUCAUCCUGGUCUCCAUUUUAAGUGUGGUUUUCCUGGGAUGCCUGUUUUUGCUUCUGACUCACCAUCUUCUGCAACCUGUAUAUGCCAAACCAAUGAGAUCCAGCACCUAAAAUAAUUCACUGCUAGUGUUUGAUGGUACUUUGGCCACAAGAACGUUUCCAACUCCUGUGACUGAAGAUACGAGAUUUAAUUCCAUUAAUCAGAAUGUUUGUUCACAGAUGCUUAAAAUAUACAAAAUUUGUAUCAUAUGGUAUCUUGAGUUUCUCAAGAUAUGAACAAUUUCAAAUACAGUAGAAUAAGUACAACCAGAUGUAGCAUGAGUUCUAAGUUUGUAUUUCCUUUUGUUCCCUACCUUCGGUUAACUGAAAAUGUAUUUGUACAAAGUUGUGUUUGUAAAACAGUUCAGAUAAUGCUGAUUGAAUCUCACACAAGAUUUGUUACAGCAUUGGUAACUGCCCUUUUGCCAGAGCAGUGUAUUAAAUAAAUAAAAAUGCAUUCACAUUAAACGAUUAAAUGUCAAUCUAGUUUGUAACCAGUUUGUUUUCCUCCAGGCUCUGUAUAGAGAAACCUUGCUUGUGAAUUUCUUUUUAGUACUUUCUGUAUUUAUUGGAUUUAAUUUAAUGGAUCCCCAAGGGCUUAUUUAUUGUCUACCCCUCCUUCCUGAUACAGGUGAGAGAUGCUAAUGAGUCCCUCUGAGAAGUCCCUUGGCCAAAUUGUUCCAGGUGGACAAAAAAGAAACAUCAUUUUUCUUCACCAACAGACGAUCAUUGUUGCUAAAGUAUAGAGAGAGCAAUCCAUAUCAUAUUUGUUCUGGGGGUUACAUCUCACAGAUUUGUUUCGCAGAGGCAGUAUUCAGUUUUGUAUCUGCCCAUAUUCACAAGAAGAACAUAAUGACGUAAUAGGUGAGACAGAAAUGUCAGAUGCACAUCCAUACUUGCAGUUCGAUGUCCCCUAUUGGACUCUGGAUUUCACAUGUUACAUUAUCAGUGCGUCUUGCAUGAAUAUAUUUGUAAAAUUCCAUUCAUAUUAAUUGCAAUUAUUCUUCAUGAAUGAAAUGUCCAGGACCACAUACAUUCUAGUGUCAUCCCCAUGUGUUGGACCAAUUCUCAUUAUCCCUAACCAGCAUGAGCAGGCUGGCAUUGAAUACGUACACUGAUUGAAAUCAGUGGGCUGAGGCAUAACGGUAU